Molecule: messenger RNA, 1044 nt
Organism: Fusarium tjaetaba
Lineage: Eukaryota; Fungi; Ascomycota; Sordariomycetes; Hypocreales; Nectriaceae
Product: cupin
Exons: 8
Coding region: 1-1044 (347 amino acids)
Source: RefSeq, a predicted model, not a curated record
AUGACAACUUCCAAUCGAUGCACCGAGUUUCCCGCCCCGGGGCUCCGAAACCCCUUCCGCUAUGUUACUGGCCAUGAUAGUAACGGCGAGCCAACAUUUCUACUGACAGAUCAUGGCGAUCAUCGCGCGGUUAUGCUAGACGGUGAAGGUGCUCAAAGCAUCAUGUACAGCAGCAACAGUAACCCAGUAGAACUUACGAACAAUGUCGACCUGGAAUUUGCCAGAACGAACAGACCUUCUCUCCACAUUCCAUAUGGCUGUGUCGUCCGCCUAGUAGACUUUGCACCAGGCGGUGAGUCCAAUAUGCAUCGCGCUUUGAGUCUUGGGAUAGGAACUGUCUGUGAAGGCGAAGUUGAGCUCAGUUUGAGCGAAGACGGAAAGGAAAAGCCGGCUCGCGUUCUCUUUGUUAUGCUGGACGUUGAACCGGUUUUCGUUAACGGUAAGGCCUUAGAAUUUGACAUGGGUGAGCUUAUGAAGGAGUAUGGUGACUACAAGGAGGGCGAGGGCGCAAACAAGAUAACAGGCCUCGGAUACGAGUUCACUCGCCAGCUUUCUAGCGACCAUAGCAACACGGUUGUCGGUAUCGUGCGCGACAAGCCUGCGACUGUGACAAAGAUUUCUCAAGAUGCAGAGCUAAACCGACGCUCCAACAUUCAUGUUAUCCAAGCUGACUUGACGAACUAUAACGCACUCAAGGUAAGAAGAAUAUCUGAAAGAAUCCAUUUUGUACCAGGCGGAGAACUGACAGACCCUCCCCCAUCGAUGCAGCUCGGUAGGGUUGACACAAUGUGCUGCAGCCACAGAUUCUGGGCCGAAGCCCCCGUAAAGGAGGAUCUAGUGUUCCGAGUCUGGGCGGACCCACAGAACUUGGAUAGAGGUUUUGAUGAGGCCUUCCUGCGUAACUACCUGGGCUACCUGCGAGAUUGCGCAGAUCAAAACAUACAACCUUCGGUCUUUCAGCUCGCUUUACUUGGCUGGAGCGGUGAUACCCUCCUAACGCCGCGAUGUGGGGAGACUAUUCUUGGGAUAUCAAGCAACCUAUGA